Caenorhabditis angaria is the source of this 897-nucleotide messenger RNA. NCBI's taxonomy places the organism in Eukaryota, Metazoa, Nematoda, Chromadorea, Rhabditida, Rhabditidae. The record is from the annotation of a GenBank genome assembly.
AUGCUUGAUAUUAUCUUCAUAAUUUUUGGAACUUUUGGACAUUUUCUAGCUAUUCACACAUUCUGGAAUCGGUUUUCUGGAUCGUCGCGAAUUAUUCUGGUAACAUUGAGCUUGUCUAUGAUUUUUCAUAUGAUUUCGAGUUGGUCGAAAGAGAUUUUUUUCGAAAGUUUGAUUAGAGAUUAUGUUUCGAGAUAUUCUUAUAUGAUGUCUAUUACACUUCAACAAGUUUUCAGUCUUGAUAGAUUAGUGUUCAUAAAGUUUCCGAAAUUCUACAAAUCGAUUUUCUACACUUUAUUAUUCAUAAUCAUAUAUGUUCUGAUUCUUGGUAUUUCCACAUGCUUUACACUUUCCGUAAGUCUAGAAUUAUAUGUAUUUCUAACUAGAAAUUAUCUUUGUUUUUUUUAAAAUCAGAAUGAUCAAAUUCAACUCAUGUGGUUGGUCUUGUUUUCGUGUUUGAUUAUUUUCAAACUCCCUAUGGAGCUCAUUGCUAUGAUAAGUGCUCGCAGGAAAUAUGCUCAAACCACGGGCGCAAAUUUAAAUCAACGAUUCGAUCUCUCGAUUUCCUACGAGAUCACAAAAAGUUUUGUAUUGGGUACAAUUUUCAACAUUUUCCUGCAAAUUCUGCUGGCAAUCCUUGCAGUUCCAAUUAUUUUCGAAUUUAUUGAUGAAUCAAUCUCGAUUUUAUCAGUUCUUCAUAUAAUUGUUAUUCUGGAAAUGUCAAUGUUCCCCUGGAUUGUUUUGAUAACUAAUAAGAAAUGGAGAAACAAAAUUAUCACAAUAUGUAAUAAGAAAAAAUCGAAUAAAGUGCAUGUUGUGAAUUUAAAGGGGCAGAGCAUUUUAACGAAUCCAAGUCAGAAAGAUUAUUUCGAUCAAUUGGAGGCGUCUUGGAAUAUAUAA